GAUUUGGUUGACUAGCCAGUAAAGUGCCUCAGUCUUGUGUCUGUGCUAGUUAGCUAGCUGCUAACGUGGAGCUCACCAACCUAAUGUAGACAGACCCGGAAAUGAAAGGUGUGUGUCUCUGCCAUAAGCAGCCGCAGUGAUGGAUGGUGAAGCCCAAAGGGCGAGUGCAUCUUGGGAGAAUGGCUCUCUGGCUCCUUUGGACCACCUUCGCACUGAGAGGGGGGAAAGCCCCACUCCAGGUCUGGUGGAAGGAACUGAACCAGGUGCCGGUCAGAAGAGUGCAAUGUUCGUCCAUGCACAGUCUUUCGAGGAUCUGAGUGCAGAGGCUGAGAAAGAUGCUCCCAGGGACGCUGAACUCGACAAAUCAGAAGGAGAGCAUGCAGAGGAGGAGCUCAAGGCGCUGGUGGGGGAAGAAAACAUAGAGAAGCCACCCAACAAUGCCAGUUCAUUGGAGAGCAGGUCUAAGGAGGAGGAUGUUAACAGUGAUGCGUGGAGGAGUCACAAAAAACAUGUGUUUGUGUUGAGUGAGGCUGGAAAGCCGAUCUACACCCGCUACGGCACAGAGGAGGCUCUGUCCAGCACCAUGGGGGUGAUGAUGGCCCUUGUGUCUUUUGUAGAAGCCAAGAAGAACAUCAUCCGCUCCAUCCACGCAGAUGGCUGUAAAGUGGUUUUCCUCACCAAGAGCCCCCUGGUCCUCGUGGGCGUAUAUCGGACAUGCCAGUCAGACAAGGAGCUGCUGCGGGAGCUGCAGUACAUCUAUUACCAGAUCGUCAGCCUGCUCACACUCACUCAGCUCAACCACAUCUUCCAGCACAAGCAGAACUACGAUCUGCGCCGCCUGCUGGCUGGUUCAGAGUAUCUCACUGACAACCUGCUGCAUCGGCUGGACAGGGACCCAGGCCUGCUGCUCAGCGCUGUCACCUGCCUGCCUCUGGCCACCUCCGCCAGGGAUGUGGUGUCAUCGAGCCUGCAGGCCGCCAAAUCCAAAAACCUGGUGUUCUCCAUCCUGCUGGCGGGCGACCAGCUGGUUACGCUGAUAAGAAAAAAGGACCAGUUCCUGCACCACAUAGACUUGCACCUAGUCUUCAACCUAGUUGGCUCCUCCUCGUCCUUCCGGGAGGGUGAAGGUUGGACUCCCAUCUGCCUGCCAAAGUUUAACACUGCUGGAUUUUUCCAUGCUCACAUUUCAUACCUGGAGCCUGCGUCCAAGCUCUGCCUCAUCCUGGUGUCAACAGACAGAGAGGACUUUUUUAACAUGUCUGAAUGCAAGCAGCGGUUCCUGGAGAGGUUAAGUAAGCGCAGUGCCUACCAGGCUCUAAAGGAGGCGCUAAAAUCUCCCAGUUAUUCUGUGGCACAGGUCGGCAUCCCAGAGCUCAGGCACUUCCUGUACAAAUCAAAGAGCUCUGGGCUGUACACCAGUCCAGAGUUUCCUGUGGUGUACCAGUCUGAUGAAGAACAGGAAAGGCUGAUGGGUUUGUACCAGGACCUUCACAGCUGCUUGCACCAUCCAACCAGACCCCUCUGUUCCUUCUACCGCUGUGGUGAAACUGAGAACCUGCUGGCAUGGGUGACAAGCGGCUUCGAGCUCUACCUCUGCUUCAGUCCGCUCGGGACCAAGGCCCUGGCGAUGUCUGCUGUCACCAAACUGCUGAAGUGGAUCAGGAAGGAAGAGGAUCGCCUCUUCAUUCUGACUCCUCUCACUUACUGAGCCCUUCGCUGCCGACUGACCUCCUGGACCAGAAAGCUUUGCUCUGAACGCUGACCGGCCCGGUGCUAACAACAGCUGUGAAUAAAGUAGAAGUAGUCCAGAAUCCACAUACUGUAUGAUUGUCAAAGUAUUCAUCUCUGGCUUCCGGGUUCUUCAGAUGGAAUUCACAGGUUAUGUAGAUAAUGUGUAAUGGAGA
Paralichthys olivaceus (Japanese flounder) is the source of this 1904-nucleotide messenger RNA. It is a transcript of the gene mon1a, whose product is annotated as MON1 secretory trafficking family member A. NCBI's taxonomy places the organism in Eukaryota, Metazoa, Chordata, Actinopteri, Pleuronectiformes, Paralichthyidae. Gene Ontology annotation, biological process: protein targeting to vacuole; vesicle-mediated transport. Gene Ontology annotation, cellular component: Mon1-Ccz1 complex. The record is from RefSeq and is a predicted model, not a curated record.